Messenger RNA from Mycena citricolor, 3010 nucleotides. NCBI's taxonomy places the organism in Eukaryota, Fungi, Basidiomycota, Agaricomycetes, Agaricales, Mycenaceae. The record is from the annotation of a GenBank genome assembly.
GUGACCACAAAUAUUCUAAUGCAUUGAAACAUUGAAUUUAGCACCCUAUUGAGUAGUACUAGGAACCCCAUGGAGCAGAAUCUCGAAAUUCGUGACUCCGGAAAAUGUCAUUCCGAUUUGGCCAUCCCAAAAAGGAAUUAUCUUCCCACCCUCUACCACACACCAUGGGUCGACGAAAAACGGCCUCUGAACGCUUCCGCACGUCCAAUGGGACCUUUGCGUCAACCAGGACACUCGAAAACGACCACGAAGGCUCCUCAGAUCGCGCAGAGAGUGAUGUCGAUGCGACUGACAUAGAGAUGGCAGAUAAUGACACCGACUCCAAUUGGACGGAACAGAGCGACGAGAGUGGGUCAGACGAGUCGGAAUCAGAGGAUGAGACGAUCCGAAUUGUUUUGCCCAGCUCCUGGGGGGAGGCUGCAGCUCCACAGACUGUGUUUGUGUCGUCAAUGUCCGGGGCAGAGCGUGCGUGGGAUGGACCGGGAGAUCGAGACACAAAGGCAGGGAAGAAGAGGGGACCUUAUGGAAUCGGCGGAGACUCGGAUCGUGAAGUGAGACGGAAGCGGCAGAAGGUCAUGAGCGAAUUUAGGAGAGGCUCGAUAUCAGCGGCGGCGAGAGACAUCCAAUUGGCUGGGAUCGAACGGAAUGCAGCCCAGAAGCCUCGAGCGGAUGCAAAACUCACCUCAUUCUUCACCCGAGCACCCAUCGCAUCCGCCUCCCGCUGCUCCCCAUCUCCCACUGUGCACGAGGAACCAGACAACGACGACAUCACCUAUCUCGGCGUGCGCACAAUCCCUGUGCAUGAAGAUCUGCCCAUUCUGUGCACCAUGAGCGAGACCCCGGAGCGCAGAAGUCAAUCCACUGCACCUCCCAUUGCACCACCUGGUGCUGAGGCACCGUCUUCCUCACCCGAGCCACCGCUUUCCGAGGCAGAUCAAGAAGAGGAUCCUUCCGUGCUCGCGGAGCUCAAAACGGCGGAUGAUGUGGCGGACUGGGUCGAGGGAGUCAUCGGAGAGGAAAUGCCAAAGAGUGACACUGAGCUCUGUCUCAUGGCAAAUGAAGGAGUGAGAUUAGCUCGCAAGAUGAAGGACUAUCGAUCGGAGGUGCUCUGGGCCUCACUUGUCAAAUUCUACACAUGGAAACCCCGACACGGCCGUGGUGGGGCCGCUUUGCGAUGUGCAAGAGCCUUGUUGCGUGGUCCAGCAUUUGCUCGUGUCCUGUGCCAGCAAGCACGACAUGUUGAGUCCUUCGGCGCUCUCAAAGCCUCCAGACAAGGACAGCGAAGUCAAGGCAUGUCUCUGCUUGAUAACGAGGCCUUUUUGUUGGGUCUGCAGCGCUGGCUGCGAACGUUGGAAGCAGGAAAGGUCAACCCGAAGCUCCUUCAGCAAUAUGUCAAUGAGACUCUGCUGCCAUCGCACAAUCUUCGAAAGAAGUCAAUCUCCCGACGGCAGUCACGCCGAUGGUUAUAUCGGCUUGGAUAUCGUCGAAAGCAACAUUCGAAGGGCGUUUAUUGGGAUGGGCACGAGAGAAAGGACGUCAAGAAACAUCGGGCAGAAUUCAUUGCGCAAAUGUCCGACCUUGAAAACUUUCGUCCGAUUUAUGACGGCAAUGAGAUGUCAGAGCUGGCACCACCCAUGAAGGAUGCACAGGGAUGGGAGCACAUUCUCAUCUAUCAAGACGAGUCUAGUUUCCACGACAAUGACUAUCAGAAUGUCUCCUAUUAUCUUCGUCCCGGGGAACAGGUUCUGAAGAAGAAAGGCCGUGGUCGUCUCAUUAUGGUCUCUGGAUACAUCUGCGAACGCUUUGGGAAUCUUGCGCUCACUGAUGACUUGAUCGAGGCUAACAAUAAGCUACCCACAGCAGAACAACUUGACAUUGUUGAUUCUCGUGUGGUCAUCUAUCCCAAUGGAAAGGAGACAGGCGACAACUAUUGGAACAUGGAUCAGAUGAUUGAGCAGCUUCGGAAUGCAAUCAAGAUUGCCAAACGACUCUUUCCCAAAGCAGUGAUUCAUUGGGUGUUUGACAACUCAUCAUGUCACGGCAGCUUACCCCAUGAUGCCAUUUCUGUCAGCAAGAUGAAUUUGAAGCCAGGAGGGAAGAAUCUGCUGUUGUUCAAGGACACCAUCAUCCCAAUGAGCAAUCCAUUUGGCAAAGGUGGUCAAACUCAAUCAUUCCAGUUCCCGGCCCAUCUUUCUGAUGAUGAUCCUUACAAGAAGUUUGAGGGGCAGAACAAAGGCAUGCAGCUUGUGCUUGAAGAGCGAGGAUACGAUGUUCGAGGUCUCAAGAAGCAACGCAAAGUUUGCGAGCAGGAACGCACUCGCAAACCUCACCUUUCUGACCUAACCCCUGCAGAAGAAGCAUUGGCAGAUGCAGGAGCAAAUGACACGGAUGAUGAAGAUGACCGACCUGUUAACUGCUGCCUUCGGCGUCUUCUAGAGAACGAAGAAGACAUCAAGAAUCAAUGUUCUCUCCUCCAGGAGGUGAGUGCUAAUCAGUCAUUUUCCAAUUGUACUUUUCAAUGUUAUCAGAUUGUUGAAGAAGCAGGCGGGGUCUGUCACUUUCUUCCCAAGUUCCAUCCAGAACUCAAUCCCAUUGAGUAUUUCUGGGGAUGGGUAAAGAAUUAUUUCCGCCAACGAUCUCAAGGCAAUUUUGCACAUGCACAAAAGUUGAUCAAGGAGUCGUUGGAAUCCUGUCCCGUAGCAACAAUCCGUUGCUUUUUCCGACGUGCGUUCCGGUAUCUCAGUGUUUACAAGGCAGGGAAGACUGGUUAUUUGGCUGAGUUUGCUGUCAAAAAAUAUGCUUCACAUCGGUCUGUCCCCGCAAAAGAGCUUGAAGAGAUGCAGAAAGAGUGGGAGGUGAAGCAGGAGAAGGCUAGAAUACUCGCAGCGUCCAAAUAGAUUCAUUUCCGUGUCUGUCUACCAAUAUUUUACCCUGUCGAAAGUUCGAUCCUUGCUCAGGAAUUUGGCCAUCAGCCAUCAAAAAGUUCCCACGGUCCCUCCUUCUGGAUUUC